AUGGAUCACAGUGUGUUAUUUCAUUUGCUGCUCCUCUUGGGGAUGCACUCGGUCUAUACCUAUCAAAAUUUGGCCUUGCGUGGCAAAGCAACUCAGUCACACUGCUCCCAGGGAACGGAGAAUGUUUUUGGGGCUGCCUACAAUGCCAUUGAUGGAAACCGUGAAUCUAGUUUCUCAGCUGGUUCAUGCAGCCACACUAUGGAACAGUCCGACCCCUGGUGGAGGGUGGACCUGCUGGAGUCCUACAUCGUCACCUCUGUCAUCAUCACCAACAGAGGAGACUGCUGUGCAGACAAGAUUGAUGGAGCAGAGAUUCACAUCGGCAACUCUUUAGAGGGCAAUGGUGCCACAAAUCCAGUGGUUGGUGUAAUUUCUACAAUUUCUGCUGGGGAUUCAUUCAAUCUGACUUUCAGUAAUCGUGUGGAGGGACGUUAUGUGACUGUGCUUCUACCUGGUUCACAAAGGACUCUAACACUCUGCGAAGUGGAGGUUUAUGGGUACCGUGCCCCAACUGGAGAGAACCUGGCACUUCAAGGAAAAGCCUCACAGUCAACAUUGUAUUCAUAUCUUGGCGAUGCAUAUAAUGCUAUAGAUGGGAAUCCUGACAGCAACUAUGCAGACGGCUCCUGCACUUUCACAACAUACAUACCCAGUCCCUGGUGGCGACUGGACCUGCGGAAAACCUAUAAAGUGUUUUCUGUUAAGAUAGUCACAGAAGAUUAUUACUCAUAUACACUCAAUGGAGCUGAGAUCCGCAUCGGAGAUUCUAUUGUGAACAAUGGCAACAGCAAUCCCAGGUGUGCUGUGAUCCCAGAAACCCCUGGAGGUUUUGUCCUAACGUUGGACUGUAACGGGAUGGACGGUCGCUAUGUUAACGUAAUCAUUCCUAAUAGAACGGACUACCUGGUCCUGUGUGAGGUGGAGGUGUAUGGCUCUAGACUGGAUUAG
Thunnus maccoyii (southern bluefin tuna) is the source of this 948-nucleotide messenger RNA. Its product is annotated as fucolectin-1-like. The record is from RefSeq and is a predicted model, not a curated record. Lineage: Eukaryota; Metazoa; Chordata; Actinopteri; Scombriformes; Scombridae. Bases 1 to 948 code for a protein of 315 amino acids. The transcript has 5 exons.